GGUGGCCCACAUGAUGUUCACCACAGCCUUCCAGCUGACUGUCAGCCUGGGCCCAGAGGACUGGAAGCCUCAGACCUGGGACUACAGCUGGUCCUACAUUUUGGCAUGGAGCUCCUUUACAGCCUGCAUGGCGUCCUCCGUCACCACCAUCAACCGCUACACCAAAACCAUCCUGGAGUUCAAGCACAAGCGCAGGAACAUCGAGAAGAACCUGAAGAUCAAGCAGAAGCUGCUGGAGCUGGACUCCCCGGAGCAGGUGUGGGACAUGUACAUCAGCUCUGUGCCGAGCAACGCCGACGAGCUGCUGGAUCUGUCGCCCAACGUCCGCAAACUCUCCAACACCUCCCUCUUCCUGGACCUCAACGACCUGCCCGACCCGCAGCACGAGGAGUACUGCUGAGGAGAACGGUUGGCAGCUGAUACAUAAGCAGGUCAUUGGCUGCUCAGUGUGGAACAAUAAUAUAAUUACCGUAAACAGCAUGAGACCGAGGUGCUUGGUUACCCACAAAGUUCCAAUCUUCAAACGGAUAAGAGACGCUGUAAAGUUAUCGAGGGCUUGUUAGCAAACGGUUUCAAAAUCUAGCAGAUAGGUAGCAACACCUUUCAUUUGGAGUUCUGUUUCUGGCCAAAUGUAAAACUCAAACAUCUAAUCUAAUUAAUAAUGAUUACUGUGUCUUAAGCUUCCUAAAUGUCUACCUAUGUUCACUAAGCAUUUUAGUACAUUUGUGUUACAAGUUUAACUUUACAUUUUGUUGUAAAUAAGACAUGGAAAAUAUUCUCCAAGCUCAAAUGUUAAUAAAAUGGCCUCCAAUAUUCUAUGGUCAUUAGUGGACACCAAAAUAAUAGGGUAUAAAAAGACAUAGUUAACCAUCAACAAGGUUUUAGGUGUCCUCAACCUUUUUUUAUAGACCACAGGUUUUAUGUUAAAAGAUUCAAUUGGAUAUAACAUAAUUUUAGGUAGCUAGCUUAAAACAGUAAUAGGAAUGCAACAUGCACAGAUUUUAUUUUGUUGGCAAUGUACUAAUAACUUACCGUAGUUUCAAAUCUAAAUCCUGACGGGAGUGAGGAGGAGGUAAUUGGUAUACCGGAUCAGCAAAAAUACCCAAGAAAGUAUUAUCGUAUAAUUGUUAUUAAGCCAAACCCUUAUUUUUACCAGCAAAUAUUUUGUGGCACGGUUCCACCCAUCUGCAGAGAGUUAAGGGUUGAAUGAUUAGGGUUUCUACUUUCUUUCCUAGCAUGUAUUUUUUGUAACAUUAACAUCAAAUCAGACCUUUUUGUUAUAAUCAAAUUGUCUGCCCAAUGGUGAGGGUAUGUUGAAACCAAACCAGGCAGACAUUUUCUUAACCUCAGUGUGGGUAAAGACCUGUUGGGAGCUUAACUUUCCAAAGAAUACAGACAUAAUGGAGAGGAUUUUCCCAGCAGCCUGUAACCUUCUCCAUCCCUCACAGUUACCAGAAACUCUUCUGUUCCUGCGGCUGCAAAGCACUCCAACAGAUUCCCCACUAAAUCCAAUCACAUGAAGUCUAAAUUGCAGGAUAAAGGUCCAGCAGCGGUCUCGGUUGUUUACAGAAACUAUUCUAAUGUCUCAGAAUGGAGUUGGUGAUGACGUAUGGAUGUUACAUGUAGAACCUGUAAGGAGCAGUGUUGAACCGGACAUCGUAUAAUCGGCUUUAUGAUUGCGUUAGUGUGUGUAAACUAACUGUAUACCUCUUCCCAAGCAAUAUAAAGGGUCACUGCUUAAACCCUGUGAGUUAGAAGGAGGGUGAAGCUCAGGAGAUAUAAAGUGAGAUAACGCUCUAUGGUGAUGACUAGCCUCAACAACGGUCCUUCAGCUCUUCCAUUCUAAACAAGCACACUCUUAAGACUCUCAAGCCUCUCGGUUAGCUGUCCUUUGGAUUGUAUUCAUUGAGGAAGAAGUGUGUCUCUGUGGCUCACUCAGCUAAAGAUACACAUUGUUUAAUAAGGAGCUCCUCACAUUGAUUCUAAUAAGGAAUAAUGAUACACUGCCUCCAACCCAAAAUAUGAACCAAAUAGCAUUCAGUAGCUUAAAACACCUCAUCAGGUGUUCAUCCCUAGAUCACACUAGUACUUGUCUUGCCAUGGAAGGAAUGAACAGAAGGUGGACCUGAGGACUAUAGCUCCACCCACAUGAAUAUAUUGCUGAGUGUAAAGUGUUACAUGGGUGGGGGGUGCCUACAGGCCAUGCUGAGUGCCUUUACCUACAGCAGCGUGCUUCUGAUCCAACAGCAUGUCACCGUUUGAAAAGGGCGAUGCUGUUCCUCCGACUAAUAACUGCUUGAGAGGAAACAUAGCUGUCUGUGCAAAGUGCCAAAACUCAUCAGCGAGAGCCCACUCUUUUAAACCUCUUUACAUGAAGGGGAACUUUUGUUAUAUAUAUUCACACAAAUAGUAUUCAUGAAAAACCAGACCUGGAAUUUUACAAUUUACUGUAUUUUAAGUGCAUUUGAAAAUGUAUAUUAUGUUUAUUUAUAUGUUCAACUCAAAGUGAAAUGUAUUGUAGACAACUUAAAGAUUUAUCCUGAUUCAGUUUAUAUUUGAUCCUUUGUUGCAAUAUAUGCUGACGCAUGGACUGUUGUGUCUUUUUGUGUAUGUCAGAUUUGUUUACGGUGACACUUUUUGUGUAGUGUUUCUUUAGUCCAUUUUUGUUUUUUUGCAACCUAAUAUUAA
Molecule: messenger RNA, 2688 nt
Organism: Notothenia coriiceps (black rockcod)
Lineage: Eukaryota; Metazoa; Chordata; Actinopteri; Perciformes; Nototheniidae
Product: germ cell-specific gene 1-like protein
Exons: 2
Coding region: 11-400 (129 amino acids)
Cellular component (GO): plasma membrane
Source: RefSeq, a predicted model, not a curated record